Molecule: messenger RNA, 3272 nt
Organism: Xiphias gladius (swordfish)
Lineage: Eukaryota; Metazoa; Chordata; Actinopteri; Istiophoriformes; Xiphiidae
Gene: gpsm2
Product: G protein signaling modulator 2
Exons: 16
Coding region: 576-2570 (664 amino acids)
Molecular function (GO): GTPase regulator activity; protein binding
Source: RefSeq, a predicted model, not a curated record
CAUACUCUAGUGCUGGCGUAAGGUUUUCUCUUCUUUCUCAUCGAAGUUAAAUCCAAGUUUUUCAAAAGAUAAAGGAUAAUUCAGUGUUAGACUGGAUAUAAUGCUGAUUAUCCCUUAAUCACAGACGUCAAUUUUUUUUUUUUUUUAAAAAGGACCCAUGUUUUUUAUUCUUGUGGGAAAGUAAAGAAAAAAAGAGAAGUCACCAUUGUUCGAACUGGAUCGUCUAACGCUUCCCAGAUUUCCUGUCCCUGUGUGGAAGAAUUACCGAGGGGAGCUGACAAGAGAUUGAGAGGCAGUGACGCAAAACACACUGUAUACGAAAGCAGCCGUGUGGACUGACACUCAGGACUCUGCAGCUCUGUCUAACGCUCAUGGGGUUACUGUUCCUUGUCAACAAUAAGCAGAGGGACAUUCGUAUACUUCACCACAUUGGGUGACUUUUUGUUUGGAUUGCCUUUUCUUUCUCAACUCCCAUUGACCAAAGAUUUAUUUUUCUUUCUUGUUGGCUCUUGUUUUUAAACGCAACCAUUUUUUCGGGAACGAAACUGGGAUUUUCCCUCAUAUUAUGCACUUCAAUGGAUACCAGUGCCUCAGUAGUUAGCAAGCGAGCUGAGGAGCAGUCCCUUCAUGUCCGCUACAGGAUGGAGGUGUCCUGCCUGGAGCUGGCACUGGAGGGUGAGCGGCUCUGUAAGGUGGGCGACUUCAGAGCAGGCGUCUCCUUCUUUGAAGCUGCCAUCCAGGUGGGCACAGAGGACCUGCAGGUGCUCAGUGCUAUCUACAGCCAGCUGGGCAAUGCUUACUUCCACCUGCAUGACUACGCCAAGGCUCUGGAGUUCCACCGGCAUGACCUCACCUUGACCAGAACAAUUGGUGACCUGCUUGGAGAAGCCAAAGCCAGUGGAAACCUUGGUAACACAUUAAAGGUGUUGGGGCGGUUUGAUGAGGCUGUGGUUUGCUGUCAGAGGCACUUGGACGUAGCGAGGGACAUUAAUGACAAGGUGGGUCAGGCGCGAGCUCUGUAUAACUUUGGGAACGUGUACCAUGCCAAAGGCAAAAGUAUCUGCUGGAGUGGAGCUGAACCUGGAGAUUUUCCAGAGGAAGUCAUGGUGGCACUGAGGAAGGCAGCGGAGUACUAUGAGGCUAACUUAGCGAUUGUGAAGGAGCUUGGAGACCGGGCCGCCCAGGGUCGAACUUAUGGAAACCUCGGCAACACACACUAUUUGUUGGGAAACUUUCACAAAGCCGUGGCUUCUCAUGAACAGCGCUUACACAUAGCUAAAGAGUUUGGUGACCGUUCGGCAGAGAGACGGGCUUACUGCAACCUGGGGAACGCCUAUAUCUUUUUGGGGGAAUUUGAAGUGGCAGCUGAGCAUUACAAGAAGACACUGCAGCUGGCGAGGCAGUUGAAGGAUCGAGCUGUGGAGGCCCAGGCGUGCUACAGUCUGGGCAACACCUACACACUUCUCCAGGACUAUGAGAGAGCCAUAGACUACCACCUCAAACACCUCAUCAUAGCCCAGGACCUCAAUGACAGGAUUGGGGAGGGCCGUGCCUGCUGGAGUCUGGGAAAUGCUCACACUGCACUGGGGAACCAUGACCAGGCCAUACACUUUGCUGAGAAACACCUGGAGAUCUGCAAAGAGACUGGAGACAGGAGCGGGGAGCUGACGGCUCGAAUGAACGUGUCCGAUCUCCAGAUGGUUCUGGGUCUGAGCUACAGCACAAAUAACUCCACCCUCUCAGAGAUAAAGGAUGUAGACUACAACCUGCAUGGAGCCAGGCCCAGGAUGAGCAGAAGACACAGCAUGGAGAACCUGGAGCUCAUGAAACUCACGCCGGACAAAAUGAAUGGUCAGAAGUGGAACAGUGACAUCCUGACCAAACAGUCCAAACCCUCUCUGGCUAAGAGCUCCUCCAAGCUGUUCUUUGUCAGCCGUUUGCGUGGGAAGAAGUACAAGGCUGGUGGCUCCAGUAAGGUCCUCCAGGACACCAGCAAUACCCUGGACACCAGUCAGACCCCUGCAACGGGACCACAGAAGCGACCCAGUCCUGACAUGCUCGGAGACGAGGGCUUCUUUGACCUGCUGAGCCGGUUCCAGAGCAACCGUAUGGAUGACCAACGCUGUUCAAUACAGGAUAAGGGCAGCAGGUUAUCGUUAAACAGCGGCCCAGAGUCGCCUCCUAGAGCCAUCAGGAAGUCUGUGUCAGAGUCUGCCAACAUCUUAGGUGCCCAAGGCCGGCGGUUAGAGGAGUCGUCAGCAACAGGGGGAAGCCUGCCCGGCCUCAGGCUCCAUCAAAACAGCAACCAGGCCGUGCUCAGCCACCUGAUGGCCAACACUGACAGCGCUGAGCCUGACGACAACUUCUUUGAUAUGCUUGUCAAGUGCCAGGGUUCCCGUUUGGAUGACCAGCGCUGUGCCCCUCCCCCUCCUCCGGUCCGAGGGCCCACUGUACCAGACGAGGACUUCUUCAGCCUCAUCAUGCGCUCUCAGGCCAAACGAAUGGACGAGCAACGUGUCACCCUGCCUUCUGCCGCCAGGCCGAGCUCCAGCUCCAACCAACAGAACUAAGCACAACAGGGGCAUACAGGUUUUUUUUUUUUUUAAAUGUCAUGAAGGAGUGGACAGCAUAGUGAUUGACCAGUGGGGUGGUCACUCAGAAGAAAGCCUUUUGUCUCUUUAUAUUUGUCUUUUUGGACAAAACAAAACACUAUCUGCAUUGUAUGUAGUGUACAGUAUGGAAAAAUCUCAAAUUAACGAGGACUUGUUUCGCACAACUUGCACAACACCAACAAACUCUCAGUAGUAUCAGGGACAAAAGUGUUUUGUUUUUUUUAUUCCUUGUUUUUCAUGAUUCUGUGCUUCUGCAAAUUACAUUUCACCUUAUGUGUAUUUUAAUACACAACUGCAGUUAUGUUCGUAUUUAUUGUACUUUUAUGAUUGUUACGAUUCUGCUAACUGCCAUCCCACCACUAUAAAGUAAUGUGGUUAUACUCAGUGGACACAGAGGUACAGCACUCUUUCCAUGUAUUUUGUUUAUACGUAAGGUUUUCAUUUGGUUUAACAAUUACCGAGGUCAGACAGAGGAAAUUUACAAACUAUUUUAAGCAAACUUUGAUAAAAGAAUUAAUUUAAUCCGUGUACAGCCCUUAUGGUCUUUUGUACUAAAUGUUUUGAGUGAGGUCAGAGGCUCAUUCAAGUAGGCAUCUUGCUUUGACUUUUUUUAAAAUGUUUAAUGUAAAUGUUUAAUUUCAACUAAACACAAAACAAACA